CCAUGUCCGUCCUUUGUCUCCUUACGUCUGCGUUUUUCAGCACUUCACUCGCGGGUUCCCUGUUCUCCAGUGUAACGCUUUCUGUUGUUUUUUUUUUUCUCACCAUGACCCUCACUAGUGUGCAUAGUUGAUUUUCCUGGCCUUGCCUUACUUCCUUUGAGGCAAGUUGUUCUUUCUUUUGACAAAGUAUUUUGAGUUUGAGAAGGGGAGUCUGUGAUUGAGUCCUACUUGCCUCUACAAAACCAGACAGUGGUAGCUUGAGAGUAUAUCUCAAUUCGGAUCUUGAUAUGUAAAAUCAAUGAAGUGACCAGUCUGUCAAGCACCGGAGGAAGGUGUCCUGGGAAUAGAUAUAUAGACAUAUUACAACUUUAAAUUCAUAUAAAAGAUUCCCUUGUUAUUGUGAGACUUUGUUUUUAGCCCUCAAAAGAGCCAGACAUACUUGACAGUCUAGUCAUGGUCAUCCCUGACCCCUUACCUGCACUACCUGAUUCAUGGUUGGUGCCCUCCUGAGAGGUGUUAAUGAAGAAAUACAGAUGGGAUAUGGGCUUAAGGCAUUUAUGCCAUCCAAAGAAAGAUUUUGAAGAUCCAACUGCCAAGAAGAUGUAAACGCAAACCCAGUUGCCACACUGAAUUGAUUGAACAACUACUGAAAGGUUGAGAAGAUUCAAGCAGAAGCAAAUCAACAGCAUUCCGUGAGCCCAACACCUAAAAAAUGUGUGAUCGCUGCCUGCUCAACCAGUUGCUGCAGAGGCCUCCGUUCAACGAAAUCAAAGGAGAGCUCUAUCUGUAACUAAUGCCAUCAGUGUGUCACGUCCGUGAACAAAACAAUGGAAACCAUGGAGGCAAUAACAGCUAUUUCUGAGAAACCCAUCCGUCAGUCCAAGUCUCUGUGUAGUGGUGAACAGGAGUAUGUUCACAAGAGGAAACAGGUCGUUCUGGAGUCACUCAGCAGCCUGGGAAUCAACUGUACUGCAGAUUCAGUUCCCCACAUCACUCUGUUGGCAUCUGGGGGGGGGCAGAGGUCAGCUGUCGGUCUGAUGGGCUCGCUCUAUCAGAUGGAAAAAGACGGACUGCUGGACUGUUUGCUGUAUUUGGGAGGAGUUUCUGGGUCGACAUGGUCCAUGUCGUCCAUCUACAAUGACUCACAGUGGAGUACCAGCAUGGACAAAGCAGUGUCCAGGCUGUCAGGCCCUGGGGUUGAGCUGCAGGAAGCUUUGGCCUGGUUGUGUGAGAGAGCAAAAGAGGAGUACUUCUCUCUAUCGGAUAUCUGGGGAGUGUUGACCUCUGCCGGGAUUAUGAAACAGAUGGACAUGCGGCAUCUUUCAGAUGAGGCCAGCAGAAAUGCCACCAACCCGUAUCCCAUAUACAGUGCCAUAGAGAAGCACUGCUUCUCAAAUGGUCCUACAGAAGGAAAAUGGUUUGAGGUUAGCCCUCAUGAGGCCGGAUUCACAGAUUUGGGUUACUUCAUUGAAACCUCUCUGCUGGGCAGCAAAUUCAAGAAUGGAGAGCUAUUGGAAAAAAAGCCAGAGAUGGAUAUGAUCAAACUACAAGGUGUUCUAGGUAGUGCGGUGGCUCAUGAGGAUACGAUCAGAGGGCUCAUCCCUCCCUGGCUCAAUGUGUCUGGACAUUUAGACGGUGCUGCUGAAGAUUACCUGCGUGUAUACAGUGCCCUUGACAAACUAGUUGCCCUAACCAGAAGCACCAUUAAGGAUCCCGAAGCUCUGUGUGACCUUGACAAGCUGCAGAAAAUACUUGGCGACAAGCUGAAACAUAACGAGUCUGCGUGGCAGGAGCCAGAAGGUUCAGACCAAAGACAAAGUGUUUUCCUGCAGAGCAGUGAGGAGCUGCUGGCCUCUGUGGAGACCUGGAGCGAGAGUCUGAAGGAUGGAGCUUUCAAAACAUAUGUCUCUCUGCUUACUAAGAAGGUUCUCCCCAAGAUUAUAACAUGGGAGUGGGGAACAACCAGAAAUUUCCUUUACCAAUACCAAGAUUCAGUGGUGCCAACCUGCCUUCGUUCCAAUGAAAGAUUCCACCUGAUAGAUGCUGGCCUGAUGAUAAACGCAGCCUACCCUUCAUUUCUGGGAGGAAAGAGGGACAUUGACCUCAUCAUCGCACCAGAGUACAGCGCUGGAACCAUGUUUGAGACUCUGACCUUUGCCAGAGACUACGCAGCUGAGAUGCAGAAGCCUUUCCCAGAGAUAGAUGAGAGAAUCCUGGAGGAGAGAGAUUGGCCAAAGGACUGCUACGUGUUUGAGGGGAAAGAGAACGAGGCCUCGAUCGUUUACAUGCCACUCUUUAACAGAAGAAACUGCAAAGAUGCAGAGGAGGUCAAAGCAAAGAUGGAGGAGUUCUCCACCUUCCAGGGUCCCUUCAGCCAGGAGCAGCUGAAGUUUGUGUUGGAGACGGCUAAAGCCAACAUGAAGAACAACAAGGAAACUCUGCUGGGGCAGAUCCACAAGGCUGUGCUCCACCGCCAGAACAAGAGCUGAUGGGACGCUGCCUUUAUCGCUCCAAUGAGGCGAGAUCCUGCUGUAGCAAUACAUUACCAACCAAAGCCCGGUACAUAGAGGGGGAAUUCAUGUUACACAAAUAUAAUGAGGUUUAAGUCAUAAUCCAGACUAAAGGUAUACAAAAUAAGAUGUAUAAUAUCACUGUCAUUAGAAUCCAAUGUAUCUGAAUAUAAUAAAAUGUGACUCUUAUGGUAAAUGAAUAUAUUGCAGAUUUAUUCUCAUGCCGUGUUUGGCAAUAUUUGAUACUCUCCCAGUAAGUAUUCUUCCAUCUGCAAUACGUUAAAGUAGAUUUGAUAGAUCUGGUCAUUUCUGCCUUCAGGAUUGGUCAACCCAGGGAACCAAUAGGGAAGCUCCUAUUUGAACCUGCUUUGCGAUAAAGGCCUCUGGUCCAUCUUUGGUGCAGAUGAACUCAACAUCUUUUGGUGAAUCAAAUUGCACCAUAUCACCUAAAAGAAAAGCAAAAGCUGAACCGGGAGUAUGAAUAUUUCACAGUAAAGUUAACCCCAAAGAGGGUUUGUAUGCUAGAACUUCUUACCGUGCGUGAUGCAAGCAUUUACCAGAGUAACAUUAGAAGAAAAAUACAUCAAUGAGUAGAAACAAAGGAUCCUGGGCCGAUGGGAAUGUGUUAGCAACUGUAGUUGACUCAAGCAGAUUCAUGUUCAUUCAUCCACGUACAG
Molecule: messenger RNA, 3187 nt
Organism: Pungitius pungitius (ninespine stickleback)
Lineage: Eukaryota; Metazoa; Chordata; Actinopteri; Perciformes; Gasterosteidae
Product: cytosolic phospholipase A2 gamma-like
Exons: 16
Coding region: 828-2489 (553 amino acids)
Biological process (GO): glycerophospholipid catabolic process
Cellular component (GO): nucleoplasm; cytosol; nuclear envelope
Molecular function (GO): calcium ion binding; calcium-dependent phospholipid binding
Source: RefSeq, a predicted model, not a curated record